AAAAUAGGUUUACAAUGAUUAUCUACAACUAACUAUAGCUAAUUAACAAUUAACUGGAGCUAAUUUGUGUGUUCCUGGAGGCAAUGAUAGUGUUUUGUACAUUUUUUGCUUUCAGAUCAUACUCUCUAGGUAUAUUUAUAAGUAAAAAUUCUGUUUUAGCCCUGGGAGUGGUCAUAUUAUAUUCAGAAGCACUGUUACUCUCUCAGUUGAAAUCAGGUCACAGGAAGCCUCCCCUUCCUCUUCAUUUUGAUGGACCCAAACCAACCGCCUCACCGAGAGAAGAGUUUCAGUCAGGUUGUGUCCAGCACAUGAAGGAGUUAAGAGGAGGGACCAGUUUAAUUGAUUAUUGUUUGAAUAUGUCUACCUUACUUGAACUGGGAGAAAAGAGAAGAGAAUAUUUAAUGGGAGGGAGCAAAACAGAGCAACAAGAAAGGUACUAGCUAUUGAGAAAUUUCACUUGUCACUACA
Messenger RNA from Amphimedon queenslandica, 468 nucleotides. RefSeq lists its product as uncharacterized. Bases 84 to 440 code for a protein of 118 amino acids. The record is from RefSeq and is a predicted model, not a curated record. Lineage: Eukaryota; Metazoa; Porifera; Demospongiae; Haplosclerida; Niphatidae. The transcript has 3 exons.